Molecule: messenger RNA, 1208 nt
Organism: Syzygium oleosum
Lineage: Eukaryota; Viridiplantae; Streptophyta; Magnoliopsida; Myrtales; Myrtaceae
Product: protein S40-7-like
Exons: 1
Coding region: 351-953 (200 amino acids)
Source: RefSeq, a predicted model, not a curated record
GAAAGUCUCUAGAAAAGCAAACGAAGCGAAGGAUUCACGAUGAAACAAGAUUUUGAUGAAAUGAAUCAUGGCCAGUGAGCAUCUUUCUCGUACAGUCGUAUUCAAUGCUCCCCGACAUUUGGGUGGUCCUCCUGAAACUAGCACCAAACAUGUGGCGUCAAAUGAACUUGCAACUGCCGCCUCGCAAGCUGCGCAUCGCCAUCUCAGCUCUUCUACUCGGUUCUGGAUGCUUCUCGUUCUUUUCCCAUUGAAUCUCAAGCCACAGAAGUAGCCAAAGAAGACCGCUCUAGAGAACAGAGAGAGAGAGAGAGAGAGAGAGAAGAAGAAGAAGAAGAGAAUUGAAUUCAGCCAUGGAUAUGCUCGAAAGCAGCUCGCCCUCACGGUGUUGCAUGGGUCAGGAUUCAUUCGAGGAAUGGGAAGAGUCCGAUAUCGUCUGGUCCUCCGACACGGACCCGAGUUCCCCGCCCGCGACCCCGACCGCCGCUCCGAACCGCCACCCACAUGCUUCGAUGUUCGGGCUCACCGCAGUGCUGGCCGACCCGCCUCUCGUCCAGAAGAAACCCGCCAUAAACCCGACCCUGUCUGCCCUGUCGGCUGCCCGCGCGAUCCCGCAAGCGCCGCACUCGUCCUCUCCGGACCGUGGAGGCUUGUCCGGGUCGGGUCCUGGGAGGGCCCGGAUGUCGGCCCCCGUGGAUGUGCCGGUUUGGCCCAAGUGGGCCAAAGGCAGCGUGCCCGGGACCGACCGUCGCAAGUGGGAGCAGUGCGAGGACAUUGACGCGGAGGAUGAUCAUCGGCCGGAGAAGAAGAAGAUGGUGCCACCGCAUGAAAUGGCGGCCAUGUCGCGGGCGACGAUGGCGUAUUCGGUGUUUGAAGGUGCCGGGAGGACGCUGAAAGGGAGGGACUUGAGGCGAGUCAGGAAUGCUGUUUUCAGGAAAACAGGUUUUCUAGAUUGAAAGUGCUUAGGGCCAUCAACUAUCGUGUGGGGAGAUGACCAACUUUCCCUAAGUCCCAUUAGCUUUGUGGAUAAAUAACAUGAUGAAAUUUUUUAGUGUUUUGGUCAAAAGGUUUAGUCACAUGUGUGAGGAUCUUUUAUCCUACGAACACAUGCUGUUCUUAGUUGGAAUCAGCUUGUAAUGCGCCAACCAUGGAGAGACAUAUUCCUUUUCGUGUAAAGACAAAAGUGUGUGUGUAACACAUUGGUGACACUA